AUGGAUCCCCCAAAUAGGACACUCUCUGAUAUAGUGAAGUCUUGGAUCCCUUGGCGGGCUGAGCCUCCACAUGUUUCGAGGGAUUUUUGGAUGCCCGAUGAGAGCUGCAGGGUGUGCUACGAGUGUGAUACGCAGUUCACCUUAUUCAACCGGAGGCACCAUUGUCGACUCUGUGGUAGAAUUUUCUGUUCCAGGUGUACUUUGAACUCCAUUCCUGCUGAACCAAAGCUUCCACAAGAGGAUCGGGAUAGGAUUAGGGUGUGCAACUACUGUUUCAAGCUAUGGGAACAUGGAUUGUCGAUGCCUGUUCAAAAUGGGGACCUGGUUCCUGACCUUGAUCAGAGCAAUCCUUCUCCAUCAGCUACCAGUUUCAUCACCACCUGUGACAGCAGUAGCAUGCAAUUUGUAUCAUUCACAAAGUCUGUUGGUCACAGCCCAUCCCUUGCAGGAGCGUCUCUUGAAAGAUUAACUAUUGCACCAGCAAUGAAUAAGGAUCUUGAUGUGGGUGUAGGACUCCAGAAUCUAUCCCAAGACCAGUUAAAUUUUUUCGCAUGCAGAAGUGAUGAUGAAGAUGCAGAAUUUGGAGCAUCUCACUUUAGUUCUAGAACAAGUAACUAUUCACAGGUUAAUGAAUACUUUAGUAGUAUUCAGUUUGAUGACAUUCCAAGUGACCUUAAUUCAUGUAAACCUCAUCCUGUUGGAGAUAAUGUCGAUUCAAGAACCAUGGAAAACUAUCCAACACAGAGUAGUUCUAAUUUCCAGGCUUCUGAAGAAGCCCAACAAGUUAUGGAGAAAGCUGCCGAACAUGAUGUUAGUGAUGAAUGUGAGGCACCUUCUUCUUUGUUUGUGACUGAAGAUGUGGAUCUUGAACCUGUGGAUUUUGAAAACAACGGAGUGCUUUGGCUUCCUCCUGAACCAGAAGACGAAGAAGAUGAAAGGGAAGCACUUUUAUUUGAGGAUGAUGACGACGUCGAAGCUGCUGCUGAUGAAGAGUGGGGAUACGCAAGCAACUCAAACAGUUUCGAAAGUGGGGAGAACAGAAACAAUGACAAAACAAAUGAGGAGCAGAAGAAAGUGGCGAACAGUGUAGUUGAUGGUCAUUUUCGGGCUUUAGUGGCUCAGCUCUUGCAGGUUGAGAAUAUUCCUUCAGGGGAUGAAAAUGACGAAGAGAGCUGGUUAGAAAUAAUCACAUCAUUAUCAUGGGAGGCUGCAACAUUAAUAAAGCCAGAUAUGAGCAAAAGUGGACAAAUGGACCCAGGAGGCUACGUCAAAGUAAAAUGUUUGGCUUCUGGGUGUCGAAGUGAGAGUAUGGUGGUCAAAGGAGUUGUCUGCAAGAAAAAUGUGGCUCAUCGCAGGAUGAUAUCAAAAAUUGAGAAACCUCGUAUAAUGAUCCUUGGAGGGGCUCUGGAAUACCAUCGGGUUUCUAAUGCUCUUUCAAGCUUCGAUACUCUAUUGCAACAGGAAAUGGAUCAUCUUAAGAUGGCUGUUGCAAAAAUAGAGGCACAUUAUCCCAACAUUCUUCUGGUGGAAAAAUCUGUUUCCCGACAUGCACAGGAAUAUCUUCUUGCAAAAAAUAUAUCACUCGUUUUGAAUAUAAAAAAUUCUCUAUUGGAGCGCAUAGCCCGGUGCACUGGGAGCAAGAUAGUUCCUUCAAUUGAUCAUUUGUCAUCCCCAAAAUUAGGAUAUUGUGACAGCUUCCAUGUUGAGAAGUUUGUGGAAGAGCAUGGUUCUGCUUGUCAGGCUGGGAAAAAACUGGUAAAGACAUUGAUGUACUUUGAAGGUUGUCCAAAACCACUAGGCUGCACGAUACUCCUACGCGGUGCCAAUGGUGAUGACUUGAAGAAAGUGAAGCAUGUUGUCCAGUAUGGAAUCUUUGCGGCUUAUCACCUGGCCUUGGAGACUUCUUUUCUAGCUGACGAAGGUGCCUCUUUACCAGAGAUUCCUGUCAAUGCUCCAAUCACUGUGACACUUCCAGAUAAGCCAUCAAAGAUUGAUAGGUCCAUCUCUACUAUACCUGGUUUUACGGUCCCAGAGAAUGAGAAAACUCCUGGGCAGCUAACCGUUGAUGAACCACAUAGGUCAGUCAGUGUGCCUAGUUCAGAACUCAUUAAACUGACAACUCCAUUCACUCCUGUAAAUGAGUAUGCAGAGACUUCUGACCUUUCUGCUCCUAUGAGCUCUGAAUACACUGAGCCGCCAUCAUUUUCUACAGAAGCCUUUCAGCACUCACUGAAUGACCACUCACAUUGGCAUGGAUCAGAAGAAACAGGCUAUGAAGAGUUCUUUUGGUCUCCGAAUGCAAAUCUUUUAGAUGCAGAGAGAUUAACUGCUACAGGAGAUUGCAGUGUCAGUUGUGAUUUUGAUUCAGAUGUCAAAAUCCUGCAAGGGGAUCCCUUUAUCAAUAAACAUACCAGGAGUAUUUCACUUCCACCAUCUUUUGAAGUUAAUGGAGGACAAAUUAUUGAGGAACAAUCUACACUAAAUGAAGACUUUCAACCUACUCCUUCUGACCAUCAGAGUAUCUUGGUUUCGUUAUCAUCACGUUGUGUGUGGAAGGGAACUGUGUGUGAAAGAUCCCAUCUUUUCCGAAUCAAAUACUACGGGAACUUUGACAAGCCUUUGGGUCGUUUCCUACGAGAUAAUUUGUUUGAUCAGAAUUAUAGCUGUCGCUCAUGUGAGAUGCCUGCAGAAGCUCAUGUUCAAUGCUAUACUCAUCGACAAGGUACCCUUACAAUCUCAGUAAAGAAACUGGCAGAAAUUCUCUUACCUGGUGAGAAGGAUGGAAAGAUUUGGAUGUGGCACCGCUGCCUGAAGUGUCCUAGAGCUAAUGGCUUCCCUCCUGCAACUCGAAGAGUUGUAAUGUCUGAUGCUGCCUGGGGACUUUCCUUUGGAAAGUUUUUGGAGCUUAGCUUUUCAAAUCAUGCUGCUGCUAGCAGAGUUGCAGGUUGCGGGCAUUCCUUACAUAGAGACUGUCUUCGGUUCUAUGGAUUUGGUAACAUGGUUGCUUGCUUUCGAUAUGCAUCAAUUGAUGUUCACUCGGUAUACCUGCCACCUUCAAAGCUUGAAUUCAGUUAUGAAAUUCAGGAGUGGAUGCAGAGAGAAGUGAAUGAGGUGGUUUAUUAUGCCGAGCUUUUGUUCUCCGAAGUGCUAAGUGCUCUGCAUCUUCUGGUAGAAAACAAAUCUUGCUCAAGUACGCUCGGUACUGGCAUCAGUGUUCCUCAAUCGGCUCAUCACUUGGCAGAUCUAGAAGUGACCUUGCAUGAAGAGAAGAUGGAAGUUGAGGAAUAUCUCCGGAAUAUGGUGAACAAGGAACCAAAGAAAGGACAACCAGCCAUUGAUAUUCUAGAGAUCAAUCGACUCCGCAGGCAACUUUUAUUUCGUUCUUAUGUGUGGGACCACCGCCUGAUAUAUGCAGAUAGUUUGGAUAACAAGGAACUACAAGGUGAUGUGGAGGUUGAAAAUACAGAAACUGUUCAGAAACCUGCUCUUACUGAAAAUAUUUUGGGGGUCCCUGUUAAGACAGACAAAUCAGUAGGUACGUCUGGUUCUGUAUCAGCUAAUUCAAAAACUGGGAAAGGCCACAAGCAUGGUCUAAGUGAUCAGCAAGGCAACCAUCAUGCUUUAGCACUCCAUCAAAGAACUACUUCAUUUUUUUCCAAUGAUCUUGCUGGAACAAAAACCACAGAUGGAUCUAAUGUUGUGGAAUCUGAUCGUAGUCUUCGUAGGUCCCUGUCUGACGGGCAAGUUCCCUUUAGUUUGACAGAGACUCUGGAUAGAGCAUGGACGGGCAGAAAUAAUCUAAAUUUUGAGAUCAAGAAGAACAAUAAUUUAUCUUAUGACGAUAAGUUUCCCAAUGUCGGACUUUCGGAAAAGCUGGAGCAAGAAGACCAUGGAGAGGAUCUGCCAUCCACUGCGUUUCCAAAAAAUCAGAGUAAUAUAGAGGAAACUGUAAGCUGGUUAGGCGUGCCAUUUAAGGGUUUUUAUAGAUCAUUGAUCUCAGGGACUUCUCAGAAACUGGAUACACUAAGUGAUUAUGAUCCUGUGUACAUAUCAUCAUUUCGGGAAUCCUCACUCCAAACUGGGGCCAGGUUGCUCUUGCCUGUUGGAGUUAAUGACAUUGUUGUUCCAGUGUAUGAUGACGAACCUACCAGUAUUAUAUCUUAUGUUCUGCUUUCUGGUGAUUAUGUCAAUCAACUAUCUGAUGAGAGAGAGAGACAGAGGGAUGUUGUCGAUUCUCUGCUUCCUAUGCCGUCCCUCGACUCUCUGAGUCUCCCCCAGUGUCACUCUUUCCAUGAAAUGAUGUUGGAGUCUUCAAAAAGUUUUGGACCUGGAGAUGAGACCUUUUUAUCAUUCACAACUUCUCGAAGUUCCUUGCCCUUACCCAUGGAUCCUCUCUUACACACGAAAGCAUUGCAUGCCAGGGUGUCUUUUGAGGUUGAUGGACCCCUUGGACAGGUAACAUACACCGUCACUUGUUAUUUUGCAAAGCGUUUUGAUGCCUUGAGGAGGAUGUGCUGUCCAUCUGAAGUUGAUUUCGUUAGAUCUCUUAGCCGUUGUAAAAAGUGGGGUGCUCAAGGUGGUAAGAGCAAGGUCUUCUUUGCAAAGACUUUGGAUGAUCGAUUCAUCAUUAAGCAAGUGACUAAGACAGAGCUGGAAUCAUUCACUAAAUUUGCACCUGGAUACUUUAAAUAUCUCUCUGAAUCAAUUGCCUCUGGAAGUCCAACUUGCCUCGCAAAGAUACUUGGAAUCUAUCAGGUUGGAUCCAGACAGCAGAAAGGAGGGAAGGAAUCGAAAAUGAAUUUUCUUGUUAUGGAGAACCUUCUUUAUGGGAGAAAUCUAUCACGACUUUAUGAUCUAAAAGGAUCCUCUAGGUCACGAUAUAAUCCAGAUACUUCUGGGAGCAACAAGGUUUUGUUGGAUCAGAAUUUGAUCGAAGCAAUGCCCACUUCUCCAAUUUUUGUCGGAAACAAAGCCAAGAGAAUAUUGGAACGAGCAGUCUGGAAUGAUACUGCUUUUCUUGCUUCUGUAGAUGUGAUGGAUUACUCACUACUAGUUGGGGUGGAUGAAGAGAAGAAUGAGCUUGUUCUUGGUAUCAUUGAUUUCAUGAGACAGUACACAUGGGACAAACACCUCGAGACUUGGGUGAAGGCAUCAGGCAUUCUCGGAGGCCCCAAAAACGCCUCACCAACCGUGAUAUCUCCGAAGCAAUACAAGAGGAGAUUCAGGAAAGCUAUGACUACCUACUUCUUGAUGGUCCCGGACCAAUGGUCAUCUCCUUCAUCCGUUCCUUCUAAGCCACACACUGACUUAUCCGAAGACAACCAUUCACAAACCAUGACCCCUGCUGGGUAAGGCCUCACUACAACAAACUACUCAACCCUCCAGUUUUGUGUUAGAAGCCAUGAUUGUUUGUUAGGAAAGAAGCAAAUAUAUAGCAAACCUGGGGAGUUCUUGAAAUCAAGGACUACAUAUUUGAAGAUCUCCUGAAAAAAGCAUUAGAGAAAUGGAACGGAACAAGAACUAUACAGUAGUACUCCAGAUUAUCAAAUUCCACACCACCACAUUACCAAAUGAAAACCAAAACAAAAGCACACCAUAUAAUGAAGUAUGUAA
Molecule: messenger RNA, 5613 nt
Organism: Salvia hispanica
Lineage: Eukaryota; Viridiplantae; Streptophyta; Magnoliopsida; Lamiales; Lamiaceae
Product: 1-phosphatidylinositol-3-phosphate 5-kinase FAB1B-like
Biological process (GO): phosphatidylinositol phosphate biosynthetic process
Cellular component (GO): endosome membrane
Molecular function (GO): ATP binding; metal ion binding; 1-phosphatidylinositol-3-phosphate 5-kinase activity
Source: RefSeq, a predicted model, not a curated record